AUGCCACGUGAUCCAAACACCUUAUCAAAUUACAAUCAUUGGAGAACGAAGCAUACAAUCGCCGAUUUAGCUAUUGAUUUCCAGAAACAGCGAGUUUAUGGAACAGUCACCCUGCAGCUUGAAUCCAUUACAGACAAGGAAUCCGAGGAGAUUAUCCUUGAUACUAGUUUCGUUGAUGUUCAAAACGUAACAGUUGACGGCAAUAAGACCGGACAAUGGUCCCUCAAGGAACGCACUGAACCCUACGGUAGUCCUCUUUCUGUGAAGAUUCCGGGUGGAGCUGCGAAGGGUACUAUCGUGGCACUCGACAUCACGCUAUCAACUACAAACAAAUGCACAGCUCUCCAAUGGCUCACCCCCGCUCAGACCUCGAACAAAAAGUUUCCAUACAUGUUCUCUCAAUGCCAAGCCAUUCAUAACCGCUCCAUCUUCCCUUGUCAAGAUACUCCUGAUGUGAAGAGCACAUACGAUUUCCGAAUUCGUUCUCCUCUUCCCGUCCUUGCAAGUGGCUUGCCUAGAGGGGCAACUUCCUUUGUGCAUGGCGAAAAUGGUGAAUCUGGAACCCUCCUCUACUCCUUCUACCAGGAGAUCCCUAUGCCAUCUUAUCUCUUUGCUCUUGCAUCAGGUGAUAUAGCCACUGCAUCUAUCGGAUCACGUUCUCUUGUUUCUACCGGUCCAGAAGAACUUUUAGGGGCUAAAUGGGAACUUGAGAGAGACACUGAGAAAUUUAUUGAGACGAUUGAGAAAAUCGUCUACCCGUAUGAGUGGACUCAAUACAAUGUUUUGGUCUUACCACCAAGUUUUCCUUAUGGUGGCAUGGAGAAUCCGGUGUUUACUUUCGCUACUCCCACAAUCAUUAGUGGAGAUCGAGAGAAUGUUGAUGUGAUUGCUCAUGAAUUGGCUCACAGCUGGAGUGGUAAUUUGGUAUCUAAUGCUAGUUGGGAGCACUUCUGGUUGAACGAGGGCUGGACGGUCUAUCUGGAGAGACGAAUUAUAGCUGCGAUUCAUGGAGACGCAUAUAGAGAUUUCUCUUCGAUUAUUGGAUGGAAAGCUCUUGAGGACUCUGUGAAGCAGUUUGGUGAAGAUCAUGAAUUCACCAAAUUAAUUGUUGAUCUCAAGGGCAAGGACCCUGAUGAUGCUUUCAGCAGUGUUCCUUAUGAGAAGGGUUUCCACUUCCUCUACUAUCUCGAAAGACUCGUUGGUAAACCAACCUGGGACAAAUUUAUUCCGCAUUACUUUACCACUUGGAAGAGAAAGUCCCUUGAUUCUUAUGAGUUCAAGGCUACACUUCUUGAUUUCUUCGCGUCCGACAAGGCUGCUUCUAAAGCUCUGGAGUCAAUCGAUUGGGAUUCUUGGUUCUACAAGCCAGGUCUUCCACCCAAGCCAGAAUUUGACACAAGUUUGGUCGACAAAUGUUAUUCUCUAGCAAAGAACUGGGGUUCAAAGGAUUUCACCCCCUCCCCAUCCGACAUCGAAGGUUGGUCCGCAAACCAAGUAGUCGUCUUCCUUCAACAAAUUCAACUCUUCACCACUCCUCUCACCCCAGCCCAAAGUCAAUCUAUGGGUAAAACCUACUCACUCGUCAACACCAAAAAUGUCGAACUCAGCUCCCGCUAUUUCGGCGUCGGCUUGGCUGCAAAGGAUGAAUCCGUCUAUCAGCCUACUGCCGAGUUGUUGGGUACAGUAGGUAGAAUGAAAUUUGUGAGAACACUCUAUAGGGAAUUAGUGGUGGUUGACAGGAAGUUGGCGGAGGAAACGUUUGAGAAAAAUAAGGAUUUCUAUCACCCGAUCUGUAGGGAGCAGGUAGAGAAGGAUUUGAAGGAGUAG
Sclerotinia borealis F-4128 is the source of this 1827-nucleotide messenger RNA. Lineage: Eukaryota; Fungi; Ascomycota; Leotiomycetes; Helotiales; Sclerotiniaceae. The record is from the annotation of a GenBank genome assembly.